AUGUCAUUUUUUUUUCUUUUCAAUAAUUUCUUUACCUUAAUAUCUUGUCUAUUAUCUAUCUAUCUACCUCAGGCUCUUCAUCAUCUAUCUAUCUAUCGCAGCUUUUUCAUUAUCUAUCUAUCUAUCUAUCUAUCUAUCUAUCUAUCUAUCUAUCUAUCUUCCUCGGCUUAUUCAUUUUCUAUCUAUCUAUCUAUCUAUCUAUCUAUCUAUCUAUCUAUCUAUCUAUCUAUCUAUCUAUCUAAGCUUGUUCAUAUUCUAUCUAUCUAUCUAUCUAUCUAUCUAUCUAUCUAUCUAAGCUUGUUCAUAUUCUAUCUAUCUAUCUAUCUAUCUAUCUAUCUAUCUAUCUAUCUCAGGCUCUUCAUCUAUCUAUCUAUCUAUCUAUCUAUCUAUCUAUCUAUCUAUCUCAGGCACUUCUUCUUCUAUCUAUCUAUCUAUCUAUCUAUCUAUCUAUAUAUCAACAAGUACCUUCCCUCUGCUUCCCACACCAAACAAUGUUCUGUCAUCCAUUUGCCCGCCAUGUAUGUCAUGCGUUGCUUCUCUUGUCUAUACUCUAUUCGACCUAGUCGGAGUUCAGACGUUGGGAUGGAAGAAGCCGGGGACGCCGGGGACGCCGGGGAAAUUGGGAAACGAACGAACGGUAGUAAGAACAGGGUGGCGAGGUUGGAUCGGUAG
Acanthosepion pharaonis is the source of this 672-nucleotide messenger RNA. Lineage: Eukaryota; Metazoa; Mollusca; Cephalopoda; Sepiida; Sepiidae. The record is from the annotation of a GenBank genome assembly.